CUGUAUUAUACCACUGCAUAUCCUCUAACAGAUAAUGGGUCACAUGGAUGUCAUCAAGAUCAUCAGUGAUGGCUUUAACAUUUACUUCCCAAUGAUGAUUGUGGCACUUUGUCUGGCAACAUACUAUAGCUUAGGAUCCAGGCUGCUGUCUGCUUUAGGGUUCCAGCAGUUUAUGUGUGAUGAUGACCUUACAACAGACCUCAUCGAGGAAGGCAAAACACUCAUAAGUAGAGAAUCUCGUCGCCGUCAGAGAAUGGAAGAUAAUGCUGCCCGGCGUAAAGAUUUUGCAGAAAGAUUUGGUGGUGGUGAAUCUUCUGCCAGUAUGUACAGGUAAGAUACUGGCUUCUGGAGGAAAAUCAGAAGUAAAAGUAAGUUGUAUAAUUAGACA
Messenger RNA from Homarus americanus (American lobster), 388 nucleotides. RefSeq names its product LMBR1 domain-containing protein 2 homolog. Bases 35 to 334 code for a protein of 99 amino acids. Gene Ontology annotation, cellular component: membrane. The transcript has 2 exons. The record is from RefSeq and is a predicted model, not a curated record. Lineage: Eukaryota; Metazoa; Arthropoda; Malacostraca; Decapoda; Nephropidae.